Messenger RNA from Capsella rubella, 1805 nucleotides. Its product is annotated as flavonoid 3'-monooxygenase. The transcript has 2 exons. The record is from RefSeq and is a predicted model, not a curated record. NCBI's taxonomy places the organism in Eukaryota, Viridiplantae, Streptophyta, Magnoliopsida, Brassicales, Brassicaceae. The coding region runs from base 194 to 1747 and encodes 517 amino acids. Gene Ontology annotation, molecular function: oxidoreductase activity, acting on paired donors, with incorporation or reduction of molecular oxygen; monooxygenase activity; iron ion binding.
CAAUUUAUCAUUCAAACCCUUUGAGUCCUCCGGUUAGAAUUGGCUUACCGUAUCAACAGUGAAGAUGAAUGAUGAAUGAUGAAUGAUGAUGCUGUACGUUGUAACAGUAUACAAUACCAUUAGUCCAUUAUAGACUUAUAGUGACAAAAACUUAAUCAAGUCCAUCUCAUAACUUCUACAAACAGCUGUAAAGAUGUUUCCCAUAUCAACUCUCUUCACCGACAACAAAAUAUUGAUCAAUGUCACACCUUACGCAAUUCUCGUUCUCAUCGCCAUCUUAUCGGUUCUGUGGUACUUCUUGAAACGCUCACCGCAUCCGCCUCUACCACCUGGACCGCGAGGGCUACCUAUCGUCGGGAACCUUCCUUUUCUUGACCCCAAUCUUCACACAUACUUCACAAAACUUGCUAAAAGUUACGGUCCAAUCUUUAAACUCAAUCUUGGCUCAAAACUGACCGUUGUGGUCAACUCUCCAGCUCUAGCUCGAGAGAUCUUGAAAGACCAAGACAUCAAUUUCGCAAACCGUGACGUCCCCCUCACAGGCCGAGCAUUUUCCUAUGGCGGUCUCGACCUUGUUUUGUUACCAUACUGUGCCGAAUGGAAAAUGCUUAGAAAAGUUUGCGUUCUCAAACUCCUUAACCGCAAAACAUUGGAUUCUUUCUACGAACUUCGACGCAAAGAAGUCCGGGAAAGAACGAAAUAUUUGUACCAGAAAGGUCAAGAAGAAUCCCCGGUAAACCUCGAAGACCAGCUCUUUUUGACGAUGAUGAAUCUCACGAUGAAUAUGUUAUGGGGAGGUUCGGUUAAAGCAGAGGAAAUGGAGAGUGUUGGAACAGAGUUUAAAGGAGUUAUUUCUGAAAUAAUUAGGCUUUUGGGAGAGCCUAAUGUUUCUGAUUUUUUCCCAAUGGUAGCAAGAUUCGAUCUUCAAGGUCUUGUGAAGAAGAUGCAUGUUUGUGCUCGAGAGCUUGAUGCGAUACUUAAUGGAGCCAUCGAGAAGAUGCAGCUACUAAGAAGUAGGGAUGGUGAAUGUAAAGACCUUUUGCAACAUUUGAUGAAGUUAAAGGAGGAAGAAGCUGACUCGGAGGUUCCCAUUACGCUUAACCAUGUCAAAGCCGUACUCUCGGAUAUGGUACUUGGUGGUACAGAUACAACGACCAACACGAUAGAGUUUGCGAUGGCCGAACUAAUAAGAAACCCAAAGUUGAUGAAGAGAGCGCAACAAGAACUAGACGAUGUUGUAGGCAAAGACAACAUAGUUGAAGAAUCACACAUCACUAGACUUUCUUACAUAGUAGCCAUUAUGAAAGAAACACUUAGACUCUAUCCAACCAUUCCUUUGCUAGUCCCUCAUUGUCCGGCUGAAACCGCGGUUGUUGGCGGAUACAGCAUCCCUAAAAACACUAAGACCUUCAUCAAUGUUUGGUCUAUUCAGAGAGACCCAAAUGUGUGGGAUAACCCGAAUGAGUUUUGUCCCGGGAGGUUUCUUGAUAAGAAGGCUUGUGAUUUCAGUGGAACAGAUUAUAGGUUUCUUCCAUUUGGAUCUGGAAGGAGAAUGUGCGCGGGUAUAGCGCUUGCUGAGAUGAUGGUUUUGUACACUCUCGCGACGCUAUUGCAUUCGUUUGAUUGGAAAAUUCCUGAAGGUCACGUGUUGGACUUGGAAGAGAAGUUUGGGGUUGUCCUCAAGCUCAAGACCCCUCUAGUCGUCUUGCCUGUUCCAAGGUUAUCCAAUCAUAAUCUUUAUUUAUAAAUGCUAAAACCGUUAUAUUUUUGUUUUAAGGUUAUAAAUAUUGUUAUAUUGUUGCUAA